This is a messenger RNA of Camelina sativa (false flax), 2679 nucleotides long. Lineage: Eukaryota; Viridiplantae; Streptophyta; Magnoliopsida; Brassicales; Brassicaceae. The record is from RefSeq and is a predicted model, not a curated record.
CUCUUUUGUAUUUUUUUUUUUGGCCUUGUUGAUUUUUUUUUUUAAUUGAUGAAUUUCCAGCUCAAUGAACAAAAACGUUGAAAACGAAAUUUACAUAAAUUAAAAUAAUAAACUUUCUUUCUCGUGGCCUUGUUGAUGAUUAGUAUUUUUGUCUUCAGAUUGGUUUGAUCAAACAACUUUUGUGGAUUUGUCAACAGAUUUGUUGAUCAACUUGCCUCUUCUUCUCGUCUGUUUUUUGGAUUUAAACCCUAAAAAUCACAAUAAAUUCUAAGACUUUAUUAAUUUUCUCGAUAAUUCGUUUUUUGGGUCAAUUUGGUUAAGUGUAAACGCGUAGUUAUUGAUUUGGUGAUGUGAAUGUUUCUCUCUUCUCUGUUUUGAGAAACAUCUCUCUCUCACUUUUUUAUUUCUCCAGCUUAAUCUUCUCCGGAAUAGACUCUGUUUCCUUUCUGAAUAACUCGACUUCGUGAGAUACCCUUUUCUCCCAUAUUUCUUGGUGAUUUCUCUCUGUUCUUUCUUUUGGCUAUGAUAAACCUAAAGCCCUUCUUAGGGCUAAAGUUAGGUUUUUUAAUAUUUGUUCUCUGUUCUUCACACAUCUCCUCUGUUUCUACUGAUACUUUCUUCAUCAACUGUGGAUCUCCGACGAAUGUAACAACAACAGUCAACAAUCGAACCUUUGUAUCCGACAACAGUCUUGGUCAAGGAAUCUUCGAUUCUAGUCGAGGAACAUCUGUAGUCGGAACCACCGAUUCGAAUUCAAGGGAUGAACCGACGACGACGACUCUGUUUCAGACCGCCAGAGUAUUCUCCGAUGAUGAAACAUCAACCUACCGAUUCCCGAUCGAACAACACGGUUGGUUCUUGAUUCGUCUCUACUUCUUACCCUUUGUCACCUCUUCUCAAGAUCUAACCACAGCUAGAUUCUCUGUUUCGUCUCAAAACUUCAAUCUGAUCAGAGAUUACAAACCCUCGACGACUUCUCUUGUUAAAGAAUACAGUUUAAACAUUUCUUCAGAUCAUCUUGUCAUUGAGUUUCGUCCUCAGAUAGGUUCUGUAGCUUUCAUCAAUGCUUUAGAAGUUUUCAGACUUCCAGAGGUUUUGCUUCCUGAAGAAGCAAGACUUAUAGGUUCACAGAGCAAGAAGAAUCUCAAGCUCGGGAGUCAUGCGAUGGAGACUGUUUCACGUGUAAACAUGGGGAAUCUGACUGUGACUCGUGAUCAAGAUAAGCUUUGGAGGCAAUGGGAUUCGGAUUCUGCGUAUAAAGCUCACUACGGUACCCCUGUGAUGAACCUGAAAGCAGUUAACUUCAGUGCUGCUGGUGGGAUAACAGAUGACAUUGCACCAGUUUACGUCUAUGGAACCGCCACGAGGUUGAACUCUGAUCUCGAUCCGAAUACUAACGCCAAUCUUACUUGGACGUUCAACAUCGAGCCUGGUUUCGAUUACUUUGUCCGGUUUCACUUUUGUAACAUAAUAGUGGAUCCUUUUGGAUUCGAGCGUCAGAUACGCUUUGACAUUUUCGUGAAUUCAGACAAAGCUGGCUCCGUUGAUAUGACAGAGGUUGCAAAUGGCACUUUUGGAGCUCCUUAUUUCGUUGAUGCAGUGAUGCGGAAAGCGAGAAGUCGAGAAGGAGUCAUGAAUCUAUCUAUUGGUGGAGUUAUGGAUGUUUCUUUGUACCCUGUUUCUUUUAUUAACGGGUUUGAGAUUAUGAAGCUAAGCAAUGAUAAGCGGAGUCUUGAUGCUUUUGAUGCUGUUUCCCCUGAUGGUUCUUUGCGUAACAAGAGUUCGAAUCCGAGUAUGGCACUGAUAGCUGGAUUAGCUGCAGCUCUCUGUGUUGCUUUACUGUUUGGUGUGGUUAUAUCUUGGUGGUGCAUCAGGAAAAGAAGAAGAAAAAAUAGAGAAAUGCAGACUGUUCAUUCUAGAGGAGAUGAGCAGGUUAAGAAGAAUGAAACAGGUGAGAGCUUGAUCUUUUCGAGUUCAAAGAUCGGUUAUAGAUACCCUUUGGCUCUAAUCAAGGAAGCAACUGAUGAUUUCAAUGAAAGCUUAGUGGUUGGGGUUGGUGGGUUUGGUAAAGUUUAUAAAGGAGCCUUGAAGGACAAGACUGAGAUAGCUGUGAAACGUGCAGCUCCUCAGUCUAGACAAGGUUUAGCUGAAUUUAAGACAGAGGUUGAGAUGCUUACUCAGUUCAGACAUAGGCAUUUGGUUUCUUUAAUCGGGUAUUGCGAUGAGAGUAGUGAAAUGAUCAUUGUCUAUGAGUAUAUGGAGAAGGGAACGCUUAAAGAUCAUCUGUAUGACUCAAAUGAUAAGCCGAGGUUGAGUUGGAGACAGAGGCUUGAGAUAUGUGUUGGUGCAGCUAGAGGACUUCAUUAUCUCCAUACAGGUUCGACAAGAGCAAUCAUACACCGUGAUCUUGAAGAGGUGAAAAAGUACUGUGAUUUAACAGAGAAGUGUUUGGCACAAAACGGGAUUGAGAGGCCAACAAUGGGAGAUUUGUUGUGGAACCUAGAGUUCAUGCUUCAGGUCCAAGCAAAAGAUGAGAAAGCGGCAAUGGUGGUGGAUGAUAAGCCAGAGGCGAGCGUUGUGGGCUCAACUGUGCAGUUCAGUGUAAAUGGAGUGGGAGAUAUUGCAGGGAUCUCAAUGAGCAAAGUUUUUGCGCAAAUGGUUAGAGAAGAAACACGAUAA